Molecule: messenger RNA, 1264 nt
Organism: Phragmites australis (common reed)
Lineage: Eukaryota; Viridiplantae; Streptophyta; Magnoliopsida; Poales; Poaceae
Product: transcription factor bHLH30-like
Exons: 2
Coding region: 128-1102 (324 amino acids)
Biological process (GO): regulation of DNA-templated transcription
Molecular function (GO): protein dimerization activity; DNA-binding transcription factor activity
Source: RefSeq, a predicted model, not a curated record
AGCACCCGGCAUAAAAGGCGAGUAGGCGACGCCCAUUUGACCGAGAGCGAGAGCAACCGGAAGCCACCACCACCAACCGAGAUCUCCAAGACCAGCUAGAGGAGCAGAAGCUUGUGUGUCCUCAGUCAUGUGGGAUGGAGGCGUCGGCCACGGGAGCCAAGAGGCCGCGCAUCAGCUGCUCCCGUGGCUCGGCGCGGUGCCGUUCUCCGAGCCGGCAGUGGCGGGAUUCGUCGGCGGUGUGUUCGGGCUCGGGCAAGGCGGGGUGUUCGGGUUCGGGUUCGACGCCGCGGCUGCGGCACAGCAGCAGCGCGCGGAGGAGGGCAGCGGCAAGGGGGUGGUAUCGGGGCUGCUGGGGUGCCUGCAGGCGGAGCUGGGGCGAAUGACGGCGCGGGAGAUGAUAGACGCCAAGGCGCUGGCGGCGUCGCGGAGCCACAGCGAGGCCGAGCGCCGGCGGCGGCAACGGAUCAACGGGCACCUCGCCAGGCUGCGCAGCCUCCUCCCCAACACCACAAAGACGGACAAGGCGUCGCUGCUGGCCGAGGUGCUCGAUCACGUGAAGGAGCUGAAGCGGCAGACCUCGGCGAAGAUGGUGGCAGCGGCCGCCGUCUCGGGUGACGUCGAAGCUGCCGGGCCGGCGCAGCUGCUGCCUACGGAGGCCGACGAGCUGGCCGUUGACGCGGCGGCCGACGGCGGUGGUCGGCUCGUGGUGCGGGCGUCGCUCUGCUGCGAGGACCGCCCGGAGCUCAUCCCGGAAAUCGUCCGGGCGCUCGCCGCGCUCCGGAUGCGCGCGCGACGGGCCGAGAUAACCACGCUGGGCGGGCGCGUACGGAGCGUGCUCCUCAUCACCGCGGACGAUGCAGCGGAUCAGAGCGGUUACGAGGAUGGGCAUUCGAACGCCGUGCACGGCGGCGGCGACGACAUGGACAACGAGCGCGCUGCCUCGCGACGGAGGCACGAGUGUAUCGCGUCGGUGCAGGAGGCCCUGCGCGGCGUCAUGGACCGCAGGUCGGCGAGCAGCGACACGUCAUCGUCCGGCGGUGGCGGCGGGAGCAUCAAGAGACAACGCAUGAACUACGGCGCGCAUGAGCAGUGCUCGGUGUAGUACGGCGUUAUAGCAUAAGGCGCUUAGGCCGUUCAUGCUUUGCAUGGAUGCAUGCACGCAUAUCUGCAUGCAUGAUGGAAUGGAUAAGUUGAAGGUUCAGGAGGGAGUGUUUUAUGUAUCCCUUUGUAUGUUCCACAUUUAAUCAUGUGACUGAUUGCUGAA